ACACUUAAAUGCAAUCAGAAAUAUAAAAAAAAGGGUAGCAGAAAAAGAUUAGCGAAAGAAGUAGUAGCAGAAUUGACUCACUUUAUGAUAAGACAACAUAUUCCUAGUGAUCAAUACAUGGAAAAAGAUAUGUUAGACAGGUUAAAAGAAAUGGCAGAAAAUGGUAAACUUACAAUGGAAGUAAUACCUUCUUUAAAACAAUUGAAAAUUAGAUUACUUGGUUUUUUAGUUUAUCUAAAAAAGAACAUGUAG
Messenger RNA from Funneliformis geosporum, 252 nucleotides. The record is from the annotation of a GenBank genome assembly. Lineage: Eukaryota; Fungi; Glomeromycota; Glomeromycetes; Glomerales; Glomeraceae.